Annulohypoxylon maeteangense is the source of this 2138-nucleotide messenger RNA. Its product is annotated as ERG4/ERG24 ergosterol biosynthesis protein. Gene Ontology annotation, cellular component: endoplasmic reticulum membrane. Gene Ontology annotation, molecular function: Delta14-sterol reductase activity. The record is from RefSeq and is a predicted model, not a curated record. The transcript has 3 exons. Lineage: Eukaryota; Fungi; Ascomycota; Sordariomycetes; Xylariales; Hypoxylaceae. Gene Ontology annotation, biological process: ergosterol biosynthetic process. The coding region runs from base 359 to 1819 and encodes 486 amino acids.
GCCUACAGGGGGUAAUUAUGAAGUCAACAAUACAGUAUGGUGUCACUCGGAAGCCAAGCUAGCCGAUGUGAAGCUUUGCACUUUUUCUUCUACAGCAUCAUCGUACCACACGGCAUCCUAGAAUCCGGCAUACCUCUUCGAAGCUGCGCCCUCGUCGAAUAUACCAAUUGAAGGGCUAGAAGACGGAUUAGAGAGGCUACGAACCUUUCAACUUGGUCUAAGGACAAUCUAUAAUAAAAGGGGGUCGCCCCAGAAGAGAGCAGGACGAAGCAACAAGCUGUUCUCCCCGCGCAAAUUUUCUGCGCAAAAGAUCUCCAUUCCCAUCUCCAUCUCCAUCUCCAAAACCUCGAACAACAACAUGGCGCCCAAGUCGAAACAACAACAGCCCGCGCAUAGCUCGCAUGGCUAUGAAUUUGGAGGCCCAUUCGGUACCGCUGGAAUCACAUUCGGUCUCCCGAUACUCUGCUACGUCUUUUCAUUCGCGUGUAACGACGUUACCGGAUGCCCUGCGCCAUCGCUAUUAAGCCCAAAAACCAUAUCCAUCGAACAAUUGAAAACCGAAGUGGGAUGGCCAGAAGAUGGAUUCUGGGGUUUAGCCAGUUGGGAGGCCACGGGUUGGACCAUAGCGUACUACUUCUUCAGCGCCCUUUUAUAUCGUCUUCUUCCCGCUACCGAGGUUGAGGGUACCAAAUUAUCUAGCGGAGGAAAACUCAAGUACAGGUUCAAUGCUUUCAACUCAGCUAUAUUCACCCUUGUCAUUUGCCUUGCUGGCACCGUCUCGCAGGGUGCCGAGUUUCCCCUAUGGACCUUCAUUGCCGACAACUACAUACAAAUCCUGACCGCCAACAUCAUCAUCGCUUAUGCCCUUGCCACAUUCGUCUACGUCCGUAGCUUUUCUGUGAAGCCAGGCAACCCCCAACACCGACUGCUUGCCGAAGGUGGAUGUUCUGGCAAUCUCAUAUACGACUUCUACAUGGGACGGGAGCUCAACCCUCGUAUCACAAUUCCUAUCAUCGGUGAGAUUGAUAUCAAGGAAUGGAUGGAGCUGCGUCCCGGCAUGCUUGGCUGGAUUCUCCUCAACUGUGCUUUUGUCGCCAAGCAAUAUCGCACCUUUGGUUUUGUGAGCGACAGCAUCGUCUUUAUCACAAUUGUUCAAGCAGUCUAUGUCAUCGAUGGUAUAUUCAUGGAGCCUGCAAUUCUCACGACAAUCGACAUCAUCAAUGACGGUUUUGGUUUCAUGUUGUCUUUUGGAGAUCUCGUCUGGGUUCCUUUUAUCUAUAGCCAACAGACACGAUAUCUGUCUACCCAUCCGGUGAUUCUAGGUUGGCUGGGUACUACGGCUAUGUCUCUUAUCCUUAUAACCGGUUUCUCUAUCUUCCGCCUCAGCAAUGCUCAGAAAAACACCUUCCGAACCAACCCCAACGACCCACGCGUGGCUCAUAUCACCUACAUCGAAACCAAGACAGGUUCUCGGUUGAUGACGUCCGGCUGGUGGGGCAUUGCAAGACACAUCAACUACCUUGGUGAUUGGUUACAGUCCUGGCCAUAUGCUCUCCCAACUGGUUUUGCUGGCUACGCGAUCCUAUCCGCAGGAAGCAAUGUUGAAGGGGCGAUCAAAAUGCUUGACGGAAGAGAAGUUGUACAGGGACCUGCCAAGUAUUGGGGUAUGAUCUUCACAUACUUCUACGUCGUCUACUUUGCUGUCCUCCUUGUUCACCGCGAUGGCCGAGAUGAUGAGAAGUGCGCCAAGAAAUACGGUGCAGACUGGGAGAAAUACAAGAGCAUCGUAAAGUAUAAGAUUGUACCUGGGAUUUAUUAAAAAGAGGGACAAAUAAAGACAAGCUUAAUCCGGGUUCAGAGUGAGUAGAUGCGAAUAUCACCUCCCUACCUAAGUACCUAGUAAUAAAAAGAAAUACAGAUCAAUGGGAUAGUAACGAAUAUAUGAUGUGCUUAAGACUCUCGGUGCUUUCAUGCUAAACGAAAUCAGUAGCUACCUAGUACUACGUAGAUACCGUACCUUUUAAGUGUCCAAUUGAUGACUCAACAUCAAAGACUAGAAGCAGGCAGUCACGAUAGCUUCAGGAAGGUGUUUCGUCGAUAUCGCUUUCCAUGAAUCACCCAAAGCAUUGAACAUUUAA